GUACCUACCAACCGCUCCUCCCACCAAUAAUGAAACAAUUUUCUUCCCAUCUUUACCCUUCCAUACUCAUCUUAAUUACUUCGCUUCUGUUCCCCUGUUCUUCCCAAAGUCAAUUCCUUCCACUCUUCUUCUCCUAUAGCUCAUCAUCAAUGGCCUCAUCCAUCACCCAAAUCUCUCUCUUCCUUCUAUUCCUAACUCUCUUCUCAGAAACCCAAUUAUCUCAAUCCCUCAAAGACCUCAAACCCAACCCCAACCGUCCAUCCACCUCGCUCCAAUCAAUCACAGACAUCCAUGACCUCCUCCCCAAGUACGGUCUCCCAAGGGGUCUGUUACCCGACAACGGAUGCAUAUGGAACAAGGGUCUGAUUCAGUUGAGUUUUACGUUGGGGCUCUGUCCGAGAAAUUGCCUGCUAAACAGUUCGAGGAUAUUCCUGUAUGUAAGAGCAAGGCUUGCCGAGGAGGAGCUAGUGUUGAGUCAAUGUGAGGUAGAAAGAACUAAAUGAAGUUGGCAUUGGAAGAGGAAUAAAGUGUGCAUAUGUUUCUAUCUGUUGCAAGAAUUUUAUGCUUGUUGCUCUCAAGUUCUCUCCACACAAGUGGCCUACAAAAGCAAAUGUAUGUGCAUAUGAAUUUCUUGUUAGUUGCCACAAAAAAAAAAUAAUGUAUUGUUAUUUCCUCUGUUUGCCAACUACAAGCACUGAUCUACACCGAAUGAAUUAUAAGUAAAUAUAUGUGAAAAUUUAAUGCUUGUCAAUGAAAAUUUGUGGGAAUGUUUUAUUAUGAUUAUUACAAUAA
This is a messenger RNA of Rosa rugosa (rugosa rose), 792 nucleotides long. RefSeq lists its product as uncharacterized. The transcript is spliced from 3 exons. The record is from RefSeq and is a predicted model, not a curated record. Lineage: Eukaryota; Viridiplantae; Streptophyta; Magnoliopsida; Rosales; Rosaceae. Bases 30 to 503 code for a protein of 157 amino acids.